Ctenopharyngodon idella (grass carp) is the source of this 3447-nucleotide messenger RNA. RefSeq names its product eukaryotic translation initiation factor 3, subunit I (gene eif3i). Gene Ontology annotation, cellular component: eukaryotic translation initiation factor 3 complex, eIF3m; cytoplasm. Gene Ontology annotation, molecular function: RNA binding; protein binding; translation initiation factor activity. Lineage: Eukaryota; Metazoa; Chordata; Actinopteri; Cypriniformes; Xenocyprididae. The record is from RefSeq and is a predicted model, not a curated record. Gene Ontology annotation, biological process: cytoplasmic translational initiation.
ACUUUCUAUUUUUAUGGUAGUUCUAACCGGACCGUUAGAAUUGUUUAUUGUUCAAUAGGGACCUGUUUUUGUCUGUACAGGAAGUGAAGUCCGUCUUUUCCGUUUGUAACCGGGCGCAGUUGAGCACGCGUACCGCGUACUGUGUUUUUCUACGGCAGAUUGAAAUAUAAUUUCGAUCAUAUUCUGCCCAUACGAAACCGGCGAUAAUGAAACCCAUUCUUCUGCAGGGCCAUGAGAGGUCCAUCACUCAGAUCAAAUACAACAGAGAGGGAGAUCUCUUGUUCUCAGUAGCCAAGGAUCCAAUUGCUAAUGUUUGGUACUCUGUCAAUGGAGAAAGGCUCGGCACUUAUAAUGGACACACCGGUGCCGUCUGGUGUGUGGAUGUUGACUGGGACACAAAGAACGUCUUGACUGGAUCUGCUGAUAACAGCUGCAGGCUCUGGGACUGUGAGACAGGAGAGCAGCUGUUUAAGCUGGACACCAGCUCGGCGGUGAGGACGUGUGGCUUUGACUUCAGUGGGAACAUCAUAAUGUUUUCCACAGACAAGCAGAUGGGCUACCAGUGCUAUCUCAACUAUCUCGACCUGCGAGACCCCCAACAAAUUGAGGGGAACCAGCCAUAUCUGUCUGUUCCCUGCAGUGAAUCAAAGAUCACCAGUGCUGUAUGGGGUCCGCUGGGAGAGUUUGUGAUCGCUGGCCAUGAAAAUGGAGAAAUUAACCAGUUCAGUGCUAAGUCAGGAGAGAUUCUGAAGAAGGCAAAAGAGCACACCAAACAGAUCAAUGACAUCCAGUCAUCUGUGGAUCUCACGAUGGUCAUCACUGCCUCCAAAGACUGUACUGCCAAGUUGUUUGACUCCACAACACUUGAUCACAUCAAAACCUUCAAAACAGAGCGACCUGUUAACUCCUCAGCCAUCUCGCCCAUCAUGGAUCAUGUGGUGAUGGGAGGUGGUCAGGAGGCUAUGGAAGUCACAACCACCUCCACUAGGAUCGGCAAAUUCGAGGCCAGGUUUUUCCAUGCGGCUUAUGAAGAGGAGUUUGGCCGUGUGAAGGGACACUUCGGCCCCAUUAAUUGUGUGGCAUUCCACCCAGAUGGGAAAAGUUAUAGCAGUGGAGGAGAGGAUGGUUACGUCAGAAUUCAUUACUUCGAUCCCCACUAUUUUGAUUUUGAGCUUGAGGCGUAAUAACCAGUGACCACCAACAUUCCCAACAUCCAAGACAGAUCACCAUUUGGACACACUAGUAACACCUGAUCGACUACGCAAGGCCGUAUAAAACUCCAUGCUUGGCCACCUUCAUACAAAUAUUGCAUUUAAAGCAUUUGAUGCAAUGUGUAUUUAAAGAAUUUAGCAUUCUGAAUAAACUGGGUUUGAGAUAUAAAGUGGCCUGUUUUAUUACUUGUCUUUAUAUACAUUGGUGCCAUCACUGUAGAAACAUACUGAUAUCGGCAUGUUUGGUUUAACUAAUACAAGGUACCCAAUAAAAUAUUGGGUAUUGUGAACUUACAUCAAAAUGUUUUUCACCUGCAUUAAUUUGGGUUAAUUAUAUUAGUUUAUUACACAUUAACAGGGUUAUUUCACCUGAAAAUGAAAAUGUUACUCAGCUUCAUUUGGUUCCAAAUCUGUAUUUAGUAUAUAACACGUGCAGAACACAGCAGGUCAGUGCUUUGCAUUGGGUGGUUCUUUGUCUCCAAAUCAUGCAUUCAAAUUUUAAAAUUAAAAGUUUAAUGCACAGCUAGCCCUGGAUUAUCCCUUGUGAUACACACUGGUAAAAACAGUAAAAUAUCUUUCACAGCUAGCUUCAUGAAACUUUGAAACCUUUACAAAUAUUUAGUUUCAAAUUGGUGGUUAAGGGUAUAUGUUAAACUGGCCAAAUCAUUUGAUUUAAGGACACGAGUCUUAAUGUUUUAAAAACCUUUCAAAAUUUUCCUGGUUCGCUACUAAGGGGUGUUGAUCUCAAGAUGAAAACGUUACCAGUAUCUAUCUGAUCUUGGUUCAGUUUGUUAGCAGAUGUAUGGCCUGAGUUCAUGACUUAGAUUUCUUAUAGAUAUAUAUAUAUAUUUUGUAGGUUGCUUCAUUUAUAUAUAUAUAUAUAUGAAGCAACCUACAAAACAUACAAAAUGAGAAAGUCAGGCCUUUAAAUACCCCGAGACUGUCAUGGAAUUGUAUUUGUGACGUCAUAAGGGCCUUAUACCGAGAUUAAUGCGUGACCUGGUCCUUUUGAAUGAUAGCAUGCAGAUCUAUGUUCAUUCUAUUUUAUAGGCCUAUAGGUUACAAAUAAAACAUGUUUAAAAAAAUAAAAUAAAAACUAAAGCACGCUUUAAGAGUGUUAACUCUUGACUACUAUGGGGACUACGGCCCCAUGACUACUGCUUCAAAACGUUCGUAAUGAUUGACAGGAGGACUAAAUGAUUAGGCUGCUCUCGAACGUAUGUUUGAAACUUCAUCUAAAAUUAUACAGAAAUAGAUAUGGAUAAGAAAAUCAAAAGUAUUGUUACACUUUUGGGUUGUCAAAAGUUUUUGGAUCAUGCUAAUAAUUAAUGUGAUGUACUGUCAGAAUAAAUGUCAAUGUUUCAUUGUGAAAUAAUUUUUAAAAAAAUUAUCAAAAUGUAAGAUUUUCACCAAAAAAAAAAAAAGCUUUCUGAUGGGCAAAAAUACAUGCAUAGUAUUUUCCAUCCACAUAGCAUUUUAUAUUUAAAUACAAUAAAGAAUUCAUUGUUAAUGAAACACUGCACUAAUCUAUGUUGAUGAACUGAGCCAUAAUGUAAAGUGUUAAUGUUGGAUGCAUUGUUUUAUUUGCAAAUAUACAACCUAUUGUGAUGAUCACUGAUAAACUGCAUACUUAAUUUAUACUAAGUAUGCAGUUUAUCAGUGUUUCAACAAGUAUACACCAGAGUUUUAACAAGUAUAUUGCGUUUGUGCAAGAUUAAUGAAAUCCAAAUGUCAGAGAGUUUCUCUUUAUUUAUCAAAGUCAUUGUUAUAAUAAGGACAUUUCACAACCACUGAACUCUGGAACUCCAAACGGCUAUAUCUGGUCAGCCGUCUGACUGACCUGCUAGCGUAACAACAACAGAAAAGAAUCUGGAAUCUAACAGUAAUACAGCAAGCCUUUGCCAUGCCCCACCCGACAGGGGGAAAAGUUCAAUACAGAGCCAUCCAAGACAGACACCUUAAUAAAAACAAACAUUUAGCGCUUAAAAACGAGGUAAAGGACACUGUACUCAAACAGCAUCUGCAGAGAAAACUAAAUAAGAGCGGCCAAUAAGUGUCAAUCCAUGAUUUAAAAAUUCAAAGGGGAGAGCUUCCCAUGAUGGGAGAGAAAGAUAUGCGCUAUCUCUGGUCCUGUUUGAGGUGCUAUUGUUGGUAAACAGUAACAUAAGUAUUAAAGGUGGGAGGCAAACAAACAUGGUUCCAAAGCACAAAAAAAAAAAAAGGGGGGGGGGGGGGG